AUGGACGCGGCGGGAGCGGCGGAGUCGGCGGCGGCGAUGGCGGCGUGGCGCGGCGAGGUGGCGCGGGUAGCGCGGCAGCUGGCGGAUCGAACGGCGCUGGAGCGCGCCAAUGGGCUCACAGCGCUCGACGCGCUCCUCGCCGGUGCGCGUGACGCCCGCCGCCAGCGCUUCUCACGCCCGUUCGCCCUCCCCGUGCCUCACCCGCCAUUCCCACCUGCGCGCUCCGCUCAUCCGCAAUCCCCACUUUUUCUGCUUCCGCCACUCCCUGGCCUCCUCGUCCCCACCGCCUCUCCCUUCGUCAUCCCGCUUCCUUUCCUUCCGCCCGUCUCUUUGUCCCCGUCGCGCUCCAUCCUCUCCCCCCGCCUCCAGCUCUCACCGCCCCCCUCCUCAAUUCCCGCCAUUCCCGCUUCCCCCAUUCCCCCUCUCCCCCGUUCCCCCAUUCGCCCCCAGGCGUGGCGAGCGGCAGUGACGGCGCGGCCAGGCGCAUGGAGGCACACGGCCCCAUGGCAGCACGGCCCCAUGGCAGCACGGCAAGCUUGCCCCAACCUGCUCCUCUCUCGUGCACCAACCCCGCACGCCUGGCAGGUGCUGCUGCGGCACUGGAGCAGAGUGCUGGGCGCUCAGCCGGGGCAGCGCGAGCACGCGGGCAGCGAGGAGCCGUGCGCUGCAGGGGGCGAGGAGCCGCUGGCAGCAGCGGAGGCCCUCUGCGCCCUGGCGCACUACGGGACGCUGCCCGCCGCCCUCGCCCUUUUCAGGUCGCCCUUCCGCCCUUGCCUCUUGUUUUCAUUCAUCAUACCACAACCCGCCAUGCACCACCCCAACCUCUCCUUGUCUCCUUGUCUCGCCCUCGUCAGCCAACCUCUCCCCUGCUCUCAUUUCUUUGUUAUGGCCGUGAAGGCCCACAUCCUCCGCACACUGCAGCAGCAGCAGCCGCUGCCGGCGCUGCUGGAAGGGCAGGAGGAGGGCGACGGGGAGGGGGAGGAUGGGGAGGAGGGGGAUGGGGCAGGGGAAAAGGGAAGCAGGCAGGCAGCCUUGGGAGCGCAGCAAGGGGAGGGGGGACGGGAGGGCGCGGAAGGGGGAGUGGCGGGGGAAGGGGGGGAGGGGGGGGAGGGGAUGGGGGAUGCGCCCAGUUCCCCCCGGGCGGACAAGGCAGGGCUGGCAGCGGCCAUGGGCAGGCGGGGGGGCGCGGAGGGAGUGGGGGGAGUGGGCGGGGGAGGAGGGAGGGCAAGCGCGCGCCAGACAGCGACUGAGUUGAUGAUGGCGGUAGGGUGGGAGGGAGGCAGUUGGGUAGGCGUUCAGGCAGGCGGGUGGGGGGAGCGGGUGGGGGUGGCGGGUGGGGGUGGCGGGUGGUGGGAGCGGGCGGGGGGGGGAGGGAGGGCAAGCUCGUGUGGCAAGCUGUGGGGUGGACAGCUGAAUCCAAUCCUCUGCUGCCUCUGCUACCUCGGCCGCUGCUCCAGUCCAGCGCCGCCUGUUGGCUCCACGCCAUCUGCCUAUGGGCUCCACGCCAUCUGCCUGCCUCCCUGUGCCGCACGCCCCACAUUUCCCCCUCUUCUUCACCCCACUUUCAUCUCAAACCAGUCCCGCCCUCUCCCUCUUCUCUCCCUUCACCAGGCGCGGGGGCGCACUAGCAAACGGCGCUGUGCUGUAUGGGAGCCGUCCACCAGACUGUUGGGCGGGGUCUUGAGUGUUUCUCUCCUCCUGUCCUCUCCCGUCCUCACCAGGCGCGUGGGCGCAGACUGGAGACGGCACUGCGCUCUAAUCUUUUCUUCCUUCAGUUCUCAAAAGUUAACCCCCCCUCUCUUCUCCCCUCCUCUUCCCUCCUCUCCCCUCUUUUGCCCUCCUCUCCCCCCACACCAGGCGCGUGGGCGCGGUCUGGAGACGGCACUGCGCUCGCUGCAGCGCCUGCUGGAUGGGCUGGGGGAGCGGCCGGGGGGGAGAGGCGGGGGGGGGAGCGGUGCAGGGGAGAGGGUAGGGUGGCCAGUUGUGGUUGGCAAAAGGGAAGAUGCAGGGGAAGGGGGGGGAAAGGAAGAGGGGGAGGGGGGGGCGGAGUGGGAGGAGGCGGUGGGGGAGAUGAGUGGGGGUACGGUGGAGGUGGUGGGGAUGGUGGUGCGGCAUGGCAAUCGCUUUGUGCGUGAGGCUGCCAUGUUCGCCCUCGCUGCGCUGUGCCACGUCAUGGGGGCCACGCAGCUCACCAGGUUGGGGGGGACCAUUGCCUCUCAGCUCGCUGUGGGGCUGGGGGACAACUGGAGCCAAGUCAGAUACGCGGCAUCGGUGGGCAACCGAGCCUUGUUCCUGGCAGCGGGGGCCGUGCAUCACAAGGAGCGCUACCUGCCCACGCUGCUGCCCGCCAUGGCUUCAUAUCAUACGUGUGUGCACCUCCUUGCUCCAUGCCCCACACCCAAUUCUGCCUACUAUAAUCCCGGUCCCUCCUUCCCCUCUACUACCCUCCCUCCCUUUUCCCUCCCUUUCUUCCCCCCCUCUCCUCUCCCCUUUCCCCUCCCCAUAAACCCAGGGGUGUUCAACCGCUAUUACGGGGCGGAUGGGGUGCGCAUCUACUCACAGGACACGUGGCAGCGUGUGAUGGGAGGGGGCGGGCGGGCGGCAGUGGCGCAGCACAUGGCGCUGGUGGCGGCAUUUUACUGCCUGCAGGCGCGCGCCCAGAACUACCUCGUGCGAGAGACGGCGUGCUUCUGCAUCGCUGAGGUGGCUGCCAAGAUUGACAGGCCGGUGGUGCUACCGGUGCUGCCGGACCUGCUGCCGAGCCUCCUCCGUUGCCACACCGACCCUGUGUGGCCCGUGCGCUGUGCGGCCUGCUCAGGUGCGCCCUCCCCUGCUCAGCCCACUUCUCCCCACUCGCGCCCUUCAUCCUUCGCCCAACACUGCUGUGCCUCCAUUCCCUCUUGCUCCCCUUCAACUCACACCUCUGUCCCCACCACCUCGUUAUCUCUGUCCCCACCGCCUCUUUAUCUCUGUCCCCACCGUCUCUCCCCUUCGCCGUCCACACUACCAGCGAGUGCCGGCGUGGUGGAGCAUUAUGGUGACGUGGCAGCACAGCACAUUGCCACGUGGGCACCAACCUGGCUUGCCAACCUCACAGACGUCUCUGCCAUCCCUUGGCUCACCUUUUUUCCCUCACUUUCUUGCCCAUGCUUCCAUCCCGUCUCCUCGCGCCGCACUCCAAGCAGGGACCCCGCGUCACCACCAGACCCAGCACGCCCCUCCUCCAUUGACCAGAAGUUCAUCUUCGAGCCCGUGCCAGUCAACACCUCCUCCUCCUCCUCCGCCUCUGCCUCUGCCCCUACUGUCACUGCUGCCACUGCCACCCCUGCCGCUGCUGCUGCCCCUGCUGCUCCUCCUGCUCCUGCUGCUGCUGCCUCUGCUGCUGCCCCUGCUGCCCGGUGCACGUGCCACCAUGCGCCCACAGCAGAGCCAUGGGAGCAGUCGGAGGGGGCGGUGCAGCUGCUGCCCUUCCUUGCUGCCGCUGCCCCCGCUGCUGUGGGGGAGUUCCUCCCCACCCUCGCACAGCUGGUGUGUCUGUCCCCUCGCCCCCCACCCUCACCACUGCACUGCAUUGUAUUGCACACACCAUCCUUGCGUGCGUGCUGCCGCUGCCCCCUCUGCGGUGGGGGAGUUCCUACCGACCCGUGCCCACCUCUUCUGUGUGCCCACCUCUUCUGUGUGCCCACCUCUUCUGUGUGCCCACCUCUUCUGUGUGCCCACCUCUUCUGUGUGCCCACCUCUUCUGUGUGCCCACCUCUUCUGUGUGCCCACCUCUUCUGUGUGCCCACCUCUUCUGUGUGCCCACCUCUUCUGUGUGCCCACCUCUUCUGUGUGCCCACCUCUUCUGUGUGCCCACCUCUUCUGUGUGCCCACCUCUUCUGUGUGCCCACCUCUUCUGCGGGUUCACCAGCAGCAGCAGCCCAUCCAGCCCUCCUAGUCACCAUAAUGCGCCACCUGCCGCGCAUCGCCAAGCCAAUGGGCAAGCGCCAGUUCAAGGUGCACGUGGAGCUCUUCCUGCCGCCGCUCUUCACCGCUCUCGCCUCUCACCAGCCGGAGGUGGCAGCAGCAGCGGGCGUGGCAGUGGCGGAGCUACAGCUGCUAAUAGGCCCCAGCAUCUUCGAGGGGAGGCUGUCCCCGAUACAGAGAGAGGCCAUGACUCGUUACAAGCACCUCAUUCACCUGCGUCCCCAGCAGUCCUCCGAACCUGCAAUGCCUCCUCAUGCCCACCAUCGGCCUGGGUCCCUCCCCGUCCCUUGCCCAUGCGCCUCCCAUCUCCCCUCUCCCCAUGCCCCUCCGCGCGCCUAUUCCCCCCCAACCCUCUCUCCCCCCCACACCAGUCUCGAUCUCUUCUUCUGCCCCAGCAACGCCCCCCACUGCCCCCCGUCGCCCCCCUCUUCCCGCUCCCCGCCUCCCCUGCCGCCUGCACCCGCCUCGCCCCCAUCCCAUUCCACCUCCCCCUCCUCUCCGCCCCCCUCCUCCUCCCUUUCCCCCGCAUCCCCCUCCUCCGCCUCCCUCGGUGCUCCCUCCAACCCCCCCUCUUCCACCUACCCAUCCCCCUCUCCGCCCUCCGCCCACCCGUCCCCCGCGCACCACUCCGCCUGCCUCUCCCCCGCGCACCCGUCCAAGUGGCGGAGGCAGCAGCAGCGCAGGAGACACUCCAUCCUGCUUCACCCGCCCACGCCGCACUCCCUCUGCCACUCCCACCUCGUCCACACGCCCCCCCAUCCGUCUGACAACCAAUUGCAUACUGCCACGUCAGACGAGAGCAGGGACAGCAGCAGCACCAGUUCCCCCAGCAGCAGCAGUCUCUUCCUCUAUCCGUCCCCUUCCUCCUCCUCCUCACUCUCCUCCUCCUCCUCCCUCCCUCUCGCUCACAACUUUGACACCGCUGACUCAGCAUGCUCGCCAGCAUGGCGCCAUGCCACGUGUCAAGCGCAGCAGCAUUGCGGGGGCGGCUGGAAGGACGUGCCAGGGGAGGUGCUACUGGCCAUUCUCGACCGCACUGACAACCGCACGCUGCUGUGCGCCGCUGCUGUCUGCAGGGGGUGGGCCGCUGCUGUGUUCGGCCUCACUGCCCAGCUGUCGCUCUCCUGGUGUGCCAAGGGCGUCAACUCGCUGGCCUCUCACCUCGUGACGCACUUUGCACGCCUGCAGGUGCUCGAUCUGCGGCGCUGUCCAUCACUAAGGGAUGCCACGCUGGCAACUGUUGCUGCCAGCUCACCCAUGCUGACGUGUCUGCUCCUCAGUGGUUCCCCCCUCAUCACUGACACGUCACUGCACGCACUCGCCUCCCACUGCCCCUCGCUGCAGGUGUUGGAUCUGAGUGCCUGCAGCGCCAUCUCCCCCGCGGGCCUCACAGCACUGGCGGCGCGCUGCACGCAGCUGGGAGAGCUCUCCCUGUGUGGCUGCCGCCAUGCCGCCACCGACCAAGCUCUCAUUGUGCGGGUGCCUGUGGCUGCACCAGCCAUCCAGACAACUGUUUCCACCAAUGGCGUUUGCACCGUUCCUUCACUCUCCCCUUCCUCCUACAUGCCUGUCCCCCAGGCGCUAGCGCAGGGGUGCAAAUGGCUAGAGGUGGUGAACCUGGGGUGGUGUGAGGGCGUCACGGACCGAGGGGUCACGGCUGUGGCCAGGGGGUGCCCGGGGCUCAGGGUGGUGGACCUCUGUGGCUGCUACCGCAUCACAGACGCGUCAGUGGUGUCACUCGCGGCGCACUGCCCCUUGCUGCAGGGCCUGGGGCUGCACUGCUGCCGCCAGCUCACCAGCCACGCCAUGCUGGCACUCGCUGACGGGGCGGCUGCCAUGUGGCACCGCCAUGCUGGCAAGCACGGAUCCUUGAAACCAACAUCCAUGGGAGCAUGGGCGAUGCCACCACGGUGCUCUACUCGCGCCCGCCACGUGGCGCGCACGGAUUGGUCUCGCUCAACAUCAGCGGCUGCCUGGCCAUCACCCCGUCAGCCCUGCAGGCGGUGUGUGACGCGCACCCCCAUCUGCACACCUGCCCUGCCCGCCGCUCCCUCAACACCAGCGGCUGCAUCGCCCUGCAGCCCGUGCACUGCCACUGCCCCCGUGCCUCCGCUGCCUGACUGCUCCCACCUGUUGCUGCCGACCAUCUCCCCAGCAGCCCACUUCCUCUCUCACGCCCAUGCUGCGCCUGCUUGCUGCGCCUGCUUGCUGCGCAUACAGGCCAUCUCUCACCCCUGGAAAGCCUGCCCACCCGUCCCCAUGUGCACACCAGCGGCUGCAUCGCCCUGCAACCCGCGCACUGCCGCUGCCCCCGUGCCUCCGCUGGCUGACGGCCCACUUCCUCUCUCACACCCAUGGAGCGCCAGCCCGCUGGCCAGAGGCCCUCCAUCCCAAUCUCUCAGGCCACCCACCCACCAGCGGUGUACACUCCAUGUGGCUGCACAACCCACGCAUGCCUGUCGAUGCUGUGUACUGGAACUGUAA
Messenger RNA from Closterium sp. NIES-65, 6450 nucleotides. Lineage: Eukaryota; Viridiplantae; Streptophyta; Zygnematophyceae; Desmidiales; Closteriaceae. The record is from the annotation of a GenBank genome assembly.